Molecule: messenger RNA, 2478 nt
Organism: Aplysia californica (California sea hare)
Lineage: Eukaryota; Metazoa; Mollusca; Gastropoda; Aplysiida; Aplysiidae
Product: protein OSCP1
Exons: 9
Coding region: 118-1230 (370 amino acids)
Biological process (GO): transport
Cellular component (GO): plasma membrane; cytoplasm
Source: RefSeq, a predicted model, not a curated record
GUUAGUGUCAAGGGAAUUUCUCAAUUUGGUCUGUGGCGCAUCGACCGGAGCACAUAAUUUUGUUCUCACCACGAAGGCUUGCUGGUUAUUCGAAGCUCUAUUCAUCACAAAACCAAAAUGUCACUGAAAACCCUCCCAUUGCUUUUCAUCAAUCUCGGUGGAGAGAUGAUGUAUAUUUUGGAUCAAAGACUUCGUGCUCAGAACAUACCGCAAGAAAAAGCUAAAAAAGUUCUCAAUGACAUUGUGGCCACCAUGUUCAACAAACGUUUCAUGGAAGAGCUGUUUAAACCACAGGCAUUGUACUCGAAAAAGGCCAUGCGGACAGUGUUUGACCGGCUCGCUCAUGCAUCCAUCAUGAGACUCAAUGCUGCUAGCAUGGAUAAGCUGUACGAUUUGAUGACCAUGGCCUUCAAGUACCAGGUUUCUCUGGCUCUGCGGCCCAAGGACAUCAUACUGAUCACUCUGAACCACAUGGACGCCAUGAGAGCGUACGUAGAGGGCAGCACCACCGUGCGCGGUCAGGUGGACACGGUCUACAAGAUGCUCAUUGACACAUACGCAUCGCUGUCAAAUGGUGAAUUUCAGUUGAUCAGACAAACAUUGUUGAGCUUCUUUCAAGACAUGCACAUACGUGUCUCUAUUUUCCUGAAAGACAAAGUCCAGAACAACAAUGGACGAUUCAUCCUCACCCCUGGUGGUAAUCUACCUUUUGGCACAGAAGUCCCAGGUGUUAUCAGAUCUUAUGAUGCCUCUGGUACGUCAAGGAACAUUGGGUUCCAGGGUGGUGCGGCCUAUGUUGCUGUCACUAGGGAAGGCUCCUUUGACGCUAAGGGGGACCGGAGCACAAGGCUUGGGACAAACAUGUAUUCUGCCGCUCGACCUGUGGAGACUAGCGGUCACAGUACUAGCAAAUCUGUGAUGCAGGGUGGAGACAUGGACACCAGCAACCCCGACCCUCUGGCCAAGGCCCAUCUGGACCUCCUGUCUCAGCUGAUUGGAGCAGAUGUCACGAAGAAUGAGUUCAGGCUCAACUUGUUCCAGAACGAUCAGGAAGAAGAGGAAGCAGCGUCCAUUCAGCCAAUAGAAACAGCCGAGUCCAAAGUGGUCAACAUCGAUGCCUCCAAGAAGAAGCAGAGUUCAGAACUGUCCAAAAUCAUGGGCGAGAUGACCUUGGAGGACGGGGGCGCUGACGGCGGGGACUCGGAUCUGCUCUCGCUCAUGGACAGCUAGGCUGUGGCGUCGACAGCUAACCUGCUGCGGCGACGUCGUUUAGAAUUCUAGAACUAAAUCUCUUCGGUGGAUUCUCUGGGGUUGAUGUGUAAUACUGGGCUUGACUUUAUUUCAAUCUUGAUUUGUCGAUUGCUUUACUUUUCUGUAACUUUGUUUUCAGAUUAAAAAACGGAAGUGAUUUUUUUUUUCUUCAAUGAGUUUUGUUAAAUUGACAUCUUUAUCAUUAUAUUAAGCGUUUUUAAAAAUUUUAAUCCACCUUUAAUACUGGUACAUUUUUAAUUUGGUUCAUUAUUUGAUUUAAAUGUUGUUGCAGCUUUUUUCCUUCAAUUACAAGGAAGAAGCAGUUGUGAAUAUGGUGAUGUAAUGUAGGCUACUGAAAAAAAUCAUACAUAUUCUGUUUCCUAAAUGAACCAGUCAAUGGUCUCUCAGCAUUUUGAAUUCUGUUGGUGUCUCACUACAUACUUGUGAAUUUUCUCAAUCAAAAAAGUUUGGUUGUAAUGUGGUACAGUUGUCUACAUCUUAGAUCCCCUGACCUGACUCCCUGGUAAACCUUAGAUCUCACGUUACUGAAAAAGUGAAAUAUUUGAUAUAGAGGUCCCCUUUAGAUCCCAGUUUUCACAGGAGAAAGUUGACUACAACCCCAAUUUUCUCUCUUGAUAGUCUAGUCAAGUAAGACUUAAACAAGCACACAUGUAUAUUUGACAGAUUGAAACUCACUGUCACGUUUUUCCAGUGGCUUUGUUAGACAUCAUCAGACGUGUGUUUGGUUGUUUUCCGUGUACAGCUCCAGAUCUCUCUCAUGUGUCAAGUCGUUGGAGGUUUUUGACUACCUGAUGUAACUCCAACAUCUCAGCUUUUACGCUCUGUCCCUGCAUCUUGUCAAUACCAACGUUUUUGUAGGGGGAAGGGAGGCCGAAGGGCAAGAACUCGAAUAGCCGCUGGAUCGGAAAAGUGAAGUAAAAGUAAAGUAAAGUAGGGGAAAGGAAGCAAGAGUACACGUAUUGUAUAUCGACUGCUGAAAUGCGAACACCAUACCUCCAGACCACAAGAGCCCCAAUCACUCUUAAAAUGAUUCCAUAGCCAUUGGGGAGAUUGUUCUGACUUGAUCAUAAGUCCUCUCUGAGUCUGUGCCAGUUAAAACCUUUUUAUCCUAAUUUUUCCACUUUUUCCCAACUCCCAUGCAAUGGAGUCUGAGGCGAAGACUACUGUACCAGUCAUAUAACAGCUGUAUCCACUCUGUGCCACAGA